Molecule: messenger RNA, 2981 nt
Organism: Capsicum annuum
Lineage: Eukaryota; Viridiplantae; Streptophyta; Magnoliopsida; Solanales; Solanaceae
Product: pentatricopeptide repeat-containing protein At1g71460, chloroplastic
Exons: 1
Coding region: 496-2505 (669 amino acids)
Biological process (GO): RNA modification
Molecular function (GO): protein binding; RNA binding
Source: RefSeq, a predicted model, not a curated record
UAUGUGCAAUUUUGGGUUGUAAAAACUUAAUUAAAUAUUCUUCAUUUUUUUAUGAGCUAAGUUAACAUUUCUAUUUUUUUUAUCUCUCAUGAAAGUAGAAAAAACAAGUUGCAUAAAUCACAUUCAAGUUUAUUGUUUCCUUACCCACCCAAGUCCCCCUAUCCCCAACCUCCACCAACUUGACCGUCCCAUUUCGCCACCACCCUAACCCCAUUCCCCAUCCCGUUCCGAAUCUAUGAUAUUUUGCUUAUUUGCUAGAUAACUUAUUAAUAUUUACUUUCCAAACACUUGAAAAUAGGUAAGAAAUUCAUUUAUUUUUCAAGAAACAUUUUAUAAAAAAUGUCUUUCAUGAAAAACAAUUUCUUAAAAAUAUUUUUCGUGACAACAUUUUCGUUCAUACCAAACACACCCUAAGCCAAAAACUCAUCCUCACUUCAAAAGUCCCACCACAUCUCAAAAAAACUGAAACCACCAACUGAAUUCUCAACUGAAUCAAUGAUCAGCUGCAACCUUAUUCCUCUUCCCUCAAAAACAAACCUUAAAAAACAUCCUCAAAAUACCCAAGAACAUCAUCAUGGACACAAGCUCAAUUUCUCCCACCACAUUAAACAACCACAAAAAUACCCAAAACACAACAUCUUACCCAACUUAUUAUCAGUCCAUACAAAAAACCCACAUGCCAUUUACAAAGACAUUCAAAAAUUCGCUCACCAAAACAAACUUAAAGAAGCACUUACCAUUCUUGAUUACUUAGACCAUCGUGGAAUUCCAGUAAACCCGACCACAUUUUCUUUCCUUAUAGCUGCUUGUGUUCGUAUGAAAUGCUUAAGUUCCGCGAAAGUUGUGCAUACACAUAUACUGAUUAAUGGACUUGGGGAUAAUGAGUUUAUUCAAACUAAGGUUGUUAAUAUGUACGCGGCGUGUGGGUCGAUCGAGGAUGCGAAGAAGAUGUUUGAUAAAAUGCCUGUGAGAAGUGUGUACCCGUGGAACGCGUUGCUUAGGGGAAAUGUGGUGUUGGGUGGGAGAAAGUAUAAAGAUGUUUUGGGUACGUUUUCAGAUAUGAGGGGAUUAGGGGUGGAUGUGAAUGUGUAUAGUUUUUCUUGUUUGAUUAAGAGUUUCGCGGGGGCUAGUGCGCUUUUCCAAGGGUUAAAAACGCAUGGGAUGUUGAUCAAGAAUGGUUUUUUAGGAAGUGAUAUAGUUAGGACUAGCUUGAUGGAUAUGUAUUUUAAGUGUGGGAAGGUUAGGCUGGCUUAUCGCGUGUUUGAGGAGGUUGAGGAGAGGGAUGUAGUUACGUGGGGUGUGAUGAUAGCUGGUUUUGCUCAUAAUAAGUUGCAAAGAGAGGUGUUGGAGUAUACGAGAUUGAUGAUAAAGGAGGGAAUAGAGGUAAAUUCUGUUAUUCUAACUACUAUCCUUCCAGUUAUUGGAGAAGUACAGGAAAGAAAACUUGGCAAGGAGGUACAUGCUUAUGUGAUCAAGACAAAGGAAUACUCGAAGCAGUUGUUCAUUCAAUCUGGUUUAGUUGAUAUGUAUUCCAAAUGUGGAGAUAUUUUAUCAGGAAGAAAGGUGUUUUAUGGUUCAAAAGAGAGGAAUGCGAUUUCUUGGACUGCUCUUAUCUCGGGUUACAUUUUAAAUGGGAGACUUGAUCAGGCUUUGAGAUCAAUUGUAUGGAUGCAACAAGAAGGGUUUAAGCCUGAUCUUGUAACCGUUGCCACCAUUCUCCCUGUUUGUGGGAAACUGAAAGUGUUAAAGCAAGGGAAAGAGAUUCAUGCUUAUGCAGUGAAAAAUGGUUUUUUGCCUAAUGCAUCUGUAAGUACGUGCCUAAUGAUGAUGUACUCAAAGUGUGGUUUGCUUCAAUAUUCGUCUAAAGUUUUUGAUGGAAUGGAGAAUAGGAAUGUUAUAUCGUGGACAGCCAUGAUGGAUUCAUAUAUUGAUUCUGGGUGUCUUGAGGAGGCACUUGGUAUUUUCCGGUCAAUGCAGUUGUCGAAGCACCGAGCAGACUCUGUAGCAAUGGGAAGAAUUUUAAGUGUUUGUGGCAAAUUAAGGCUUUUGAAACUUGGGAGAGAAAUACACGGCCAGAUUCUGAAGAAAGAUAUAUCAUUUGUACCAUUUGUUUCUGCAGAACUUGUGAAGAUGUAUGGGGGUUGUGGUGCAAUUGAUAAAUCAAGGUUUUCCUUCUCUGCAAUACCUGUCAAAGGAUCUCUAACAUGGACUGCUAUCAUUGAGGCUUAUGGAUUAAGUGGGCAAUGCAGAGAAGCAAUAAACGAGUUUAAGCAGAUGAUAUCGAAGGGCUUUAACCCGAACCAUUUUACUUUUAAAGUUGUUUUUUCUAUUUGUGAGAAAGCUGGAUUUGCUGACGAGGGUUGUCAAUUCUUCACUAUGAUGACACAAAAAUAUAAGAUAAAGGCAUCCGAAGACCAUUAUACUAGCAUCAUUAACCUUCUACAUCAUGUUGGUCGUACUAAGGAGGCUGAAAAGUUUGUCCUUCUCAAACAAUCCUUGGCAUGAGGUAGAGGAGAAAGAUUUUCCUCAUUACAUGUUUGGUCGGACACGGUUAUACAUUCGGACUCAAACCAGUGGCUUGCAGUAGAGUUUGCUAUUGUCUUUCUGUCGACAUAGAUGAGAAGAGUAAUAGUGACUUGUCAAGCCAAAAAUGUUACUCAUAAGGAACGCGAGGAAGGACCUUCGAUAUGACAUGUCGUAUUUGGGGAAAUGGGACUUCUCAUGGCAGACUUGCAGUGAUUACUUCGUAUAUGUAUCUAGUGGAAGAUGUUAAUACAGAUCCAAAUGGUGCUGAUUUUGCCCUUCCAUAGCACCAUUCGAGCAAUUCUUGCUUUGUUAGCUUUGUUGUAUAAAAUGUUGUAUAUGCUGCAAACCUGCCACUGAUACCACUUAGGAAACCAAAAAAAUGAAAAGAAGAAAAAAAUCAAUAAGGUGCGUUUGUCAUUUAUAAAACUAGGAGGCACACAUCUGUCAUUCAUUCA